AGCAAGACAUAAUCGUCCUGGCGAGAAAAAAAGACGAAAAAACGGAGAUCGGUCGCGAAUGGAAAAAAAGCUAAAUACAGCGCAAUUGUAAAGUCUAUGUAUAGUCUAGAGAUAGAAGAGUCUUGAGUCUCUGCUUUCAAAGUGUGUGUAUAAAAAGUUCAUCUCGAGACUUUCGUGUAUUUUUCUACACGUGAGAAAUAUACGCGUGGAAAGUGGCAGGCGACGAAUAAAGCGAUCCAGCAGCGGUUGACUUCAAGAGGCGGUGUAUUUAAGAAGGUCCUUUGAACCUCACGUCAUCGUUUUAUGAAUAGAAAUUUACGUGACUCGACCGAGGUGUUACACGUGAAUCAAAUGUCAAACGAUAUGGAGGAUUCCACGCAAUUGAGCGAUUUGAGCGAUUUGAGCGAUUUGAGCUCCGAUCAGCAUCGACAGCUUCAUCACCGACAUCAUCAUCAUCACCAUCAUCAUCAUCAUCAUCAUCAUCAUCAUCAUCAUUAUCAUCAUCAUCGAGGUAGAAUGCCGGUGGGGGAGAUUGGUGACGACGAGUGCAGCACCGACAGUGGCAGCAGCAACGGCAGCAGCAACGGCAGCAGCGGCAGAGGCGGCGACGGUGGUGGCGGCGGUGGCGGUGGCGGUGGCGGCGGCGGCGGCGGCGACAGAAACGGUGGAGGCAGCGGAGGCGGUGGCGGAGGCGGCAACGGUGGUAGCAGCAGCAGCAGCAGCUGCUGCAGCAGCAGCGGCUGCAGCAGCGGCAGCAGCGGCAGCAGCGACAGCGGCAACAGCAGCAGCUGCAACAGUACCUGCGGAAGCGGCGACGGUCUCCCGCGACGAGGUAGUAGCGACGAACGAUUGUGCGGAUCCAGCGGAUCUCCGAAAACACAUUGCUACGCGGAGCGAUUGCGAGGACGACUGACGCGGUCGCAGGAGCGGCUGUUCGGCGCGUGUACUCGCACGAUCGUGCAAAGAUCGUCGUCGGAGCGCACCUGGAGUCCUCCUCUCCUGGAGGACACGAGGAGUCUGCCGGCGCCUCCUCGCGGUGGCGUCUCGCCACUCUCGUCCUACUCCUCGUCCAGCCCCUCGGACGCGCACAGCAGCAGCGACAGCGAGGCCUCCUUCAAGAGGCUCUCCACCGCGGCGACUCUACGACGAGCCUUUCAGAGCCUGAAGAUCACCUCGUCCAAGUGGGAGAGCAACAAGCAGGAAAAGAAGCACGCGAAGAAGAGUCCGAAGAGGAUCUUGCGCAGCCCAGUACCCUACAUAUAUGUCCGAGGACCGUCCGGUUUACCCACUCAAAGGAUUCCCCGAAACUCUGCUUUUCAGCAGCAAACGACACAGCCCUACUCCUGCCAGAAUCUGAUCGAUCUCUAUCGAUAGAUUGCCAAUUUCGCGACAUUAUACAUUUAAUAAUCGUGUACAUUUUCAUCAUAGCGCAGGACCAAGAUUUACUUUCUUCUCUCUGUCAGAGAAGAAACUAAAAAGAUGAGGAAAGAAAAGAUAAAAUCGUCGCGGACGUCGCGGCAGCCGCGUCAAACGUGUGUGCCGUGUCUCGUUGCGCGCUAAUAUAUAGUAUAUCUCGGAAUAUAUCUCGUCGACGACGAGAUAUAUUGUAAUAUUAUCUUUGUAAAGUUAUCAAUUAUCACGCGUUUAUUACAAAUCCAUCAUUUCCAGGCUCUUUCUGCACAUUUCUUCCUCUCAAUUUUUCCGAGUACUCCAGAAUACUACUUCUCUUUCAAGUAGUACGAGUCAAGCGUAACGCUGACUACUCAUCGCCGUCGUCGCUCGAAUCAGCGAGACGAACGAUCGGAAAAGAUUAAGUAACGAUUAACGUAUUAAAGCCGCGGAUGAUCUUAGAUUCCAGACGCAGAUAUUAUUUGCAUAUUAUCGAAUUAGUUGAGUAGUGAACGAAACAAAAUUAUGUGUGUGUGUGUGUGUGUGUGUGUGAACAUCGAUCUUGAGCUGAAUUAUUUUCUCAAUUAUUAAUUAUGAAUUGGAUUGUCGAGAUAGUAAGAUAAACUUUUAUGUAUUCAGAAUCAUCUGCACGAUAGUUUCCAACACUUUUGCAACAUCUUUGUACGAAAGACUUUGCCAUAUUGAUCGCGUUUAUGUAUAUAUAUAUAUAUAUAUUUAUUUAUUUAUUUCAAGUCAAAAUACUUGUUACGAUCUGUAACAUAUAUAGAAUUACAGUUAUAUUCGACUCAAUUAGACAUUUUUCUCCGACACUAUUCUCCGAAUAUUCUCUGAUUAAGAGCGUGCAAAAUAUUUAGAAUGUACGAAUAUGCAGACUGAUAGAUUUAAUGUAUAUUAAUUUACAUUGUCAUUGAAUUAUAAUAAACUCGUGUAAAAAUUUAUUUUCCAUUUGCUAUCUUUGUUGUAAUUUCUAUUGGUGAGAAUUUAAUAGAAAUAACUCUUUGAGGGGGAAGAAGACGAGAAAUUACGAUAUAAUAAUAAUAACAAUAAUAAUAAUAAUAUCACUAAAGGAUAUUAAAUUAUGUGAUAUACUGGAAAAACGCGAGUUACAAAAUGCAUUCCAAUAAGUCUCCAAGUCUUCAAAAUAAUAGGUUCAAAGUUAUAACGAGCGAGUUACGAAUGCAUUCUGGAAAAAAUGAAACAAUGAUAAAUAAUUAUUAACAAAUAAUAAAAAUAAUAAUUAAUUUCUCGUUUCUACUUGCUGUUUCUUCAUUCAUCAUUGUCGAUUAUGAUGACGACUCGUACUUUUAUCGGCACUAAGAGUCGCGAUUCGUUGGUCGCGCGAUAAAAGUCAAUUAUACCUAUAUCGAUGAAUAAAAUUAGUGUUUCAACAUUAUUUCCGGUCCAAAAAGAGGAUGAUGCCCUUAAUAAUUUAUACUGCGACAAUUGUGUAACAAUGUGUAUAAGAAAAGCAAAUUAUUCGCGUAAAAUCAUCUUCGUUGUGAAAACGCGCGCGCGCAAGAAAUCUUUUAUUUAUCUAAUAUAUUUCAAAUCACUAUUAAAAACUUCGCUAUAUUAUUUAUAUAGAAGAUAUAUAGAUGUAUUAUAAGAAUUGAUUAUUAUAAGAAUCGAUGGAUAUCGUAAAACAGUAAGCGAUACAUAUCACUAUUGACGUUUUCCAAACAUUCAUAGUUUUCAAGAUAUUAAUGAACAAAGUUGACUUUAGUCACAAUCGAAAGAAAUGGGGUGUGCGUUCAGCUUUUUCGAGAGAUCCCGAAUUAUUAUUAGAUAUAUUAAAUAAUCAUUUAUUUUAAGAUUGAUAAUUAUAUCAAUCUUAUUAAUUUUUACACUUAUUCCUAUUCCCACAUGUAUUAUUCACAUGUGUUUAGAUUUAUUUAAAUUAUUUCAAUUGCGAGUUCACCGAAAGUGUGUGUACGUGUGUGUGUGUGUGUGUGUGUGUGUGUGUGUGUAUUUGUGUGUACGACACAGAUCUACUUUCUUUUGAAUCUAUCGAAAAUUUAUAUCAAAGUUACAAUGUGAAAUAAGUAGCGAAUUAGUAUUAAUUACGAUUAUUUCUUUUCGCAAUGAUUGUUAUAUAAACGCAGCAAAAAGCUAAUCAGAGUAGUUAGCACACAAUCGCACUACGUAUAAUUUUUAUUGUUUAUCGAAGAAAAUCGUAUAUAACGUAUGUUUUCCGUGAGAAAAUUUUCAACAACUGACAAAGACUGACUAUCUCAAAAAACGAGAAUCGAAAAAUAAUGUAAAAUAUAAAAACAAAACAUUGAUUAGCAAAAAUUAGUGAUUUAUGAUAGAAAGAGUAUUACGACAAGGGGCGCCUUGAAAACUUGUGCAAACUUAUGUAUAAAGAAUGUCUGUGCGAUUCGUUUCUAGUGCCUUGUAGAUACUCCCAAGCGUGUCUGUACGAUUAGGUGUUUAUCAAUAGGCGAAAGUACGAGAGAAUUGGCAAGAACAAAAUCAUAUUCGCCACUAUUGCGGGUCGUCAUUAAAUAUAUGCAUACGUAAAUAUAAUGAUGUAAUCGCGCAGAAUGAACGUCGCGUCGUGCGAAAGUGCGUAGCGACAAAGAUCCGAUACUCAGGACUGAAUGUUUUAUAUUGUUUUGUCUAUGUCGAUAUUUGUUUCAAAUAAAAGUUUUUCAUUCUAAAA
Solenopsis invicta (red fire ant) is the source of this 4072-nucleotide messenger RNA. RefSeq names its product putative lysozyme-like protein. NCBI's taxonomy places the organism in Eukaryota, Metazoa, Arthropoda, Insecta, Hymenoptera, Formicidae. The transcript has a single exon. The record is from RefSeq and is a predicted model, not a curated record. The coding region runs from base 304 to 1374 and encodes 356 amino acids.